AUGCUGUCUUGUGGUAGCAAUGCAGCCCCUGACACGCCACUGGUUGGUAAGAGGUUGAAAAUGUAUCCGCAAGCUCGUAAAAGACUCGCCUAUGAGACUUUCCGGGAGAAGCGCGCGUCAUUGACGGAGUUGCAACGACCAACCACGGGGACCCAAACGACUCCAUUGGAGAAGCCAAUGCAUGAUGGAGAUAAUCGGAUGGCGAACCAUUUGCAGCGGGUAGACCCAUUCGAGAGCAGUGCUCCGUCCACUUUGAUGGAGCCGACGCGUGACCGUGCACCAGACUCGUCGAAAGUCUCAAAGAGCAAAAGUUUUGCUCUGCAUAACAUUGAUCUGGAUGAGAUACAGAUCCCGGAGAUGCAUGAAGGUGUGUGUCGUGUUUUUUGCCAGCCCAAGUUAUGGUCGCCUGCAUUUGCUUCGCCUGGUGAUUUUACGAUUAAGAUGGCUUCGGUGUUUCAAAACCAUGGAGAAGUCUGCUUUUGUAUUGCAACAAUGUGUUGCUGCGCUAGAUCCAUUUGUGAUGACUCGCGCGUCAAGCCAGCCACAAAGCGACAGUACUAUAUCUCAUACACUGAACGAACGCAACGAGAGGUUGCCAAGCUGACGGAAGCACUGUCGCUUCAGUACAUAGGACAUUGUUUAGCGGAUAAGAUGCCCACGUAUAGACCACGUCUCAUCCAAAAGCAACGAGCUCUAGAUGAAUACGGUGAGCAAGUGAUUCAGUUCCUGAGCUUUGUAAUGCAGAUCACCGCAACGGGGUUAAACAGACUUGUGACGCUCAAAGAGCCCGUGUCGAGCAAUGUACGGGUCCGCGACUUUCUAGGUCUAGCGCUGGGUUUUGGUGAGCAGACAAUCGUCGCAACGAGCUCAUGUGACGCUCGAAUUGAACGACAAGACGGCGGCAGUCGACCGGUACUUCCACGCGCAUGGCUUGAUGUCGACCCGAAUACAUCGUUAGAUGUGAGUUGCUACGGGAAAUGGAACGCCAUGAAACGUACUCCAUCCAGCCACCCACAUGACAACGGCAACGUUUGCAACGACUUUGGACCGCUAAUGCGGUCGCGUAGUCUCAAUUGGUCGGGUGCUGCCAAGUGUGUUCGCUUUAUUGACCCUUGUUACUGGUUUAAUGAGAUACAAAAUGACGGAUCGUUUACUGUGGAGAUAUCCAGUGUGUCAGUCAUGGAUGGCGUGGCCAAAUAUGCCAUCACUGUGCUCUUCUUCGUCGAUGGAGGUUUGGAAAUGACGACUGUCAAUCGUCGGUACUCUGAGUUUGACGCGCUAUCACUGACACUCGAGACAAAAUUUCCUUCUCUUCACACUCGUCAGUGGUUUCCACCAAAGACUUUCUUUCGAUACCUUUCAGCCAGUUACCUCGAGCGUCGAGCAGCCCUUUUGCAACUCUUUUUGGAGCGUGCGCUUUCUCUAAGCUAUAGAGGAGCGUUUAAUGAGAAAUUUCCACUCACAGCAGAGAUAAAUGUGCGCGACUUCCUCAAGCUUCCUCCUGUCGAUUGGAUCGUGGUUCCGUUGACCAAACUGUCGGCCACUUCAAAAGCAGCGCAAGAGGAUAUUCGCACGAAUUUUUCGUUAUCACCGACGGCAGCAUCCGAUUGUUCUCCAUGCUUCAAUUUGUCACCUCGACACAAUCCACGUUUCAUUCCUACUGAGUCAAUGAUACUUCAAUACGAAAAUCUACUCUUAAGACGUAGCGAUUCCAUGUAA
Messenger RNA from Peronospora belbahrii, 1719 nucleotides. NCBI's taxonomy places the organism in Eukaryota, Oomycota, Peronosporomycetes, Peronosporales, Peronosporaceae. The record is from the annotation of a GenBank genome assembly.